Coniophora puteana RWD-64-598 SS2 is the source of this 1434-nucleotide messenger RNA. RefSeq names its product WD40 repeat-like protein. Gene Ontology annotation, biological process: mRNA splicing, via spliceosome. The transcript has 7 exons. Gene Ontology annotation, molecular function: protein binding. Lineage: Eukaryota; Fungi; Basidiomycota; Agaricomycetes; Boletales; Coniophoraceae. Bases 103 to 1419 code for a protein of 438 amino acids. The record is from RefSeq and is a predicted model, not a curated record. Gene Ontology annotation, cellular component: catalytic step 2 spliceosome; Prp19 complex; precatalytic spliceosome.
UCAACUCCUCCUCCACCUCGACUUGGGCCUCCUGAACGUAUCCAGCAGCGACACACUAGGACUUUACGACUCUUCAUUCUCUUCCCAGCCAGCUUGCUUGGCAUGUCUUCUCUUUCUGCUCUCCCACCGCUCGAUCCUUUGCUGAAGAAAAGCGCAAAACGAACACGGGACAUAUUUGCGUCAUGUCCGGACGAAGGUUUGAACGAUGAUGAGAAGAGCGCACGUAUCCGACUCUCCGUGAAGCUCAAUGACGAGUACAAGGAGUUCAGGGAGCUCCCAGCAGCUCUCAUGGCCCAGCAGGGGGCCGUUGGCCCGGCCCGGCCAAAGGAGCAGAGGAAGGCUAUUACCGCUGGACCCUCAGCCGAGUUGUCAGACUCGAAGGUGAUAGCGAGAAUAGACAACACACCCACGCCCCAGCCAUCGACAUUCUCUACCUCGAGCAAGCUCUCACAGGCGCUCGCCCUGCACAAGACGACGCGGACAAUUCAGCCGACGUACCAUCCACCAUGGAAGCUCAUGCGCGUGAUAUCCGGUCACCUUGGCUGGGUGCGCAGUGUCGCUGUCGAGCCGGGUAAUAAGUGGUUUGCCACCGGUGCCGGCGACCGGGUGAUCAAGAUUUGGGACCUCGCGUCCGGCGAACUGAAGCUCUCUUUGACUGGGCACAUUUCGACCGUGCGGGGUCUUGCAGUGUCGGCUAGGCAUCCGUAUCUCUUUUCGUGCGGUGAAGAUAAGAUGGUUAAAUGCUGGGACCUCGAGGCAAACAAGGUCAUCAGGCACUACCACGGGCAUCUCUCGGGCGUCUACGCCCUCAGCCUACAUCCGACUCUCGACAUUCUGGUAACUUCCGGCCGUGAUGCUUCUGCACGCGUCUGGGACAUGCGGACCAAAGCCCAAAUCCAUGUCCUUUCGGGUCACUCCGCAACGGUCGCCGCCGUUGCCUGUCAGGAGUCUGAUCCUCAGGUCAUAACAGGUAGCAUGGAUUCCACAGUUCGGCUCUGGGACUUGGCCGCUGGCAAGUCAACUGUUACCCUGACGCACCACAAAAAGGCCGUCCGCUCGCUCGCGGUCCAUCCGACCGAGUAUUCGUUCGCGAGUGGCUCGACAGGCGGGAACAAUAUCAAGAAGUGGAAGUGUCCGGACGGUAAUUUCGUCUUUAACUUCCCGGGUCACAACGCAAUCAUCAACACGCUUUCCGUUAACUCGGAAGGUGUCUUCUUCUCGGGUGGUGAUAAUGGCACGCUGACGUUCUGGGAUUACAACACCGGGACGCCGUUCCAAAAUAUGGAUGAUGUUCCCCAGCCGGGAUCGCUUGAGGCCGAAGCUGGCGUCUUUUGCUCCACCUUCGACAUGACUGGCACUCGACUUAUCACAGGUGGCGCCGACAAGACGAUCAAGGUCUACGCGGAACAGAGCCGGUAGAGUUCGUACUUAGAC